Frieseomelitta varia is the source of this 2564-nucleotide messenger RNA. RefSeq names its product protein PELPK1-like. Gene Ontology annotation, cellular component: cytoplasm; nucleus. Lineage: Eukaryota; Metazoa; Arthropoda; Insecta; Hymenoptera; Apidae. The transcript has 2 exons. The record is from RefSeq and is a predicted model, not a curated record. The coding region runs from base 569 to 1837 and encodes 422 amino acids.
CCUACAUGCAUACCUAUUUCGAAAACAGUGUCGGGCCGUUUGAUUUUUGCGCACGUGCUCUGUGAAAUAUUUUUCGAGCUUGACGACCCGCGUCUUUUUUAGAAUAAUUUCGAUUAACAUUCGCGUAAAUCGUAAUUUUCUACACAGUAAAUGAACGAAGAGUUUCUCUGUCGAGAGAUCGUCCAGAUUGAUAUCCUUUUAUUUCCUGAUGACAAAAAGAAUUUUUGAACGUUGUGCCGUUGAACCUGUUUCUGUACAAUGUUUAUAAAUAUUGCAAACGUUUGUUAAAGACCGCGACAUUGUAGUAUUCAAGCGCAAAAAAAUAAGUGACAGGAUAUUUAUUACGCUUGAGAAUAUGUAAAUUCUAAAGUGAAGGAAGAAGAUUACUUUACAUAUGAAGAAAUAUGUAAGAACAGUUAGUGUAAACAUCGAGAAAAGAGCAGAAUUAAUCAAGGUUAACCAAUAACGCAUGCACAGAGUGUAUUUUCUGGAAAGUUUGGCAUUUGAAAUUAACAAAAAUGACAGGUUAUACAGAUGAUAGCACCUAUAUUAUGCGUGGUUGCAUGUUAUGCCUAAGGCUAAGAAGAAAUCUUACCUCAAAAAGGUAAGAGAAAUGCGUGAAUAUAGACGGCAAAAGUUGAGAGAAGAAACGUUCGAGGAACGCGCCAUUAGAUUAUAUACUGCUGCUGAGAGAAUGAAGAACGCUAGAGCAAAAGAGACAGAAGAGCAGGCAGCAAUAAGAAGAAUGCAGGAAGCUCAACGUAUGGCCAGGCAUCGUGCUAAAAAGAAGCGUUGCUUAGAUGAAAAUUUAGCAAGGGAAAUUUCAAAGAUUGCUGAACUGUCUAAAAUGCCAGAUGCAGCUACGAUAGCUCAAAUGUCAGAGAUGAAUAUGAACAAGAUUUCAGCUGAAUUGAAACAGAUGAUGGAAAGGGGAAAAGUACCAGAACACAUAGUUCAAAUGGCUCAACUUGCCGAAUUCAGCAAAAUGACUGAAUUGAAUAAAAUGUCUCAGGAUAUGGCUAAGAGAUACGAGAUGGAAAAGAUGGCAGAAUAUGCCAAAACAACAGAGUACAUGAAAAUGCAAGAGAUUGCAAAAAUGUCGGAAAUUGCCAAGAUGAACGAAAUGGUGAAGCUCUCAGAAAUCGCCAAAUAUAAUGAUAUCACGAAAAUUAACGAAAUUGCGAAGAUGAACGAAAUGAUGAAAAUGUCGCAAAUGGUAAAAAUUAAUGAAGUUCAAAGAAUGAACGAAAUAGCCAAACUCAACGAAAUGGUAAAAAUGACGGAAAUGGCGAAGUAUAAUAAUGAUAUAACAAAAUUAACUGAAAUUGCGCAAAUUAAUGAGAUGGCUAAAGAAAUUGCAAAGAUUAAUGAAAAGACGAAAAUGAACGAGAUGAUCAAAAUGGCAAAUAUGCAAAAUGACAUUACAAAAAUGCCUGAAUAUUCGAAAAUGGCAGAGAUGGCCAAAUUAACAGAAUUGGCUAAAUUAAAUGAAAUAACAAUAACGAAACUAAAUGACCCACCACCACCACCAAAAGUACCAGAAAUUCCACGAAUCCCUGAACCUGUGAUCACUGUGCCAAAUCCAAGAAAUUUGCAAAACGUUCAAACUGUUCAAGUAGCACAGGCUAGCCCGUCUAGUACAAUAAACUUCCCUACUGUGCCUGGUCAGGGUAAAUAUGCUCAGUUACUGGUUAUUAUCGAGGAGCUUGGUAGAGACAUUCGUCUUUCUUAUGCUGGAAGUCGUAGCGCAGCUGAACGACUGAAGAUGGGAAUUCAGCAUGCUAGAAUUCUCGUAAGAGAAUGUCUGUUGGAAACGGAACACAACGCACGGCAAUGAUCUGUCGAUAUACUUAGCGAUUAGAUUUUUAGUCGAUUAUUUUACAAAAAGUAAUACUAUGUACCAUUGUAUGAAGUACAGCAGUAUAUUUUAAAGGGAGUGUCUUAGCAUCCACAAAAAUGUGCAUAUACACAAUAUAUAACAAUUAUUAUUUCAUAUUUUAUACGAUUUUACUAGUUUCUAUGUUUAAUAAGAAGAAAGUGGAAGCAGCUAAUUAUUUUAAACAAUGGGAAAGUUGAGAAAGUAAUAGCUGUACAACUUAAUAUCACUUUCAAUAACUAAUAAAAUGACUUAAAAUAUGCACUUUUGUGGAUGCCUAAAGAAAAUUAAUCAAUCAAUAGCGCAUAAUAUGGGAUAUAAAUUAAACGCGAUAAAAGAAAUUUGUUCUUUGUUUUAGUUGAUUAUUUUUUAUUAAGAAGAAUGUAAAAAUGACCAUUUUCUACAUAAAUUAUAAAGGAAUUAUUAUUCCUUCCUAUUAAGUUUUCGAAUAGAUUAGAAAAUUUAAUAUUAGGCAGGAUUGUGAAGACAGGCACUGUGAAGAGCCUUCAUUUAUAUUUUCUAAGAAAAGUUUAUUAUUGCAUUUUUUGGUUAAAACUGGGUAACUAGACCUACAGUAUACACACAAGGGAAAAAAAUUGAUCAAACAAAAUGUACCUAUGGAAAGUAUAAUCCUUGAAUAUUAUUGACUACAAGGUAUAACUAAAUAAAAAAAAACAGUUUUGUACAA